This is a messenger RNA of Hevea brasiliensis (rubber tree), 1758 nucleotides long. RefSeq names its product receptor-like protein EIX2. The record is from RefSeq and is a predicted model, not a curated record. Bases 1 to 1758 code for a protein of 585 amino acids. Gene Ontology annotation, molecular function: protein binding. NCBI's taxonomy places the organism in Eukaryota, Viridiplantae, Streptophyta, Magnoliopsida, Malpighiales, Euphorbiaceae. The transcript is spliced from 7 exons.
AUGCAUGAUUUUAUCCAUGAUCUAGCACAAUCAAUAACAAAGGAUAGAUACUUUGCAGUAGAGAAUGUUUGCGAAGGAAUCCAUCAUGUAUAUUGGCCAUCUUCUUUGAAUGAAAUUGAGAUGCUGGUUAAAGUUAAGGGCAUGAGGACAUUAUUUUUUGAAAGUUUUCCUGAGAGUGAGUGCUUUAAGGUGGAGGAAAUGCCAAAACUCCUGCAAUCUUCAUUGUCAUUUCCAAGGCUGACUGCUUCCGAUGAUGUGCUAGCUUUACUGGAAGUUACAGAAGAAUCUAUCUUGCUUGAUAAUAGUUGCUUCAUUAUAGUGAAAUAUUCUUCUUCUGUUUUAGCUUGGGCAAGUAGAGCGCUUGCAUGUAGUUUGCCUGAAGUCCUUGAAGAAACGCAUUGGGGUUUAAACAGUCCCUUGCCUAGUUUGAUGUACUUGAGCCUAUCCAACAAUCAUUUAGUUGGUUCAAUAUCUGAAGUGCAUUUCUCAAAGCUUAAUAAAUUGAAGUUCUUGGGAUUGAGCUCUAAUUCAUUCUUUUCCAAUCUAAAAAAUCCUUUGACUGUAGUUCCCUUUGCAGAUGUUGAUUUGAGCUCCAACUUUCUAGAAGGACCAACUCCCCUUUCCAGUUUUGAGAUUGAGUUGCUAGAACUCUCCAACUAUCGUUUUUGUGGUCCUAUUCCGAAAAAACUUGCUCAAUCCAUGCCAAACUUGGUCUUCCUCUCUCUUUCAGUAAUGACUUAUCGUAGCAUUCCUUCAAGCAUUGGGAAUUGCUCUUUCCUAAAUGCAAUGGAUCUUAGCUUCAAAAAUUUGUCCGGGCAGAUUCCAUUGUCUUUUAGUCGGUUAAAUCAGCUCAGGUCACUUCAUCUGAGCAAUAAUAAACUUACAGGAAGCCUUCCAUCAUCUUUUCAAAAUUUAUCAAACUUGGAGACUUUGGAUCUUGGUAACAACAGAUUAUCGUGUGAAAUUCCACCAUGGAUUGGAAGUGGUUUUGCAGACCUUAGAAUUUUGAGCUUAAGGUCAAAUGCAUUUUUUAGUGAAAUUCCUUCCACUCUGUCAAAUUUAAGCUCACUGCAGGUCCUUGACCUUGCUAAAAACAAUUUGGCUGGAAGCAUUCCAGUCACUUUUGGAGAUUUUAAAGCCAUGUCUCUAGAACAGUACAUAAAUGAAUAUCUACCAUAUGGGAAAUACAGAGGCGUUUACUAUGAAGAAAGCUUGAUUGUGAAUAUAAAAGGUGGGGCUCAGAAGUAUACAAAAACUCUUUCCUUGGUCACUAGUAGAGACCUUGCCAGCAACAACUUACAUGGAGAGUUUCCUAAAGAAAUCACAAAAUUGGUGGGCUUAGUGGCUUUGAACUUGUCAAAGAACCAAGUCAUCGGUUACUUGAAUUUGUCCGACAAUAACUUCUCAGGCAUGAUCCCUUAUAUGGGGCAUGUGACAACUUUUGAUGCAUCAUCUUUUGAUGGGAACUCUGGUCUUCGUGGAGCUCCACUAGUCCUCAAAUGCCCUGGUAAUGAUUCAAAUGGAGGAGGAGGUUCCAUUGUAGAAGACAGUAGUGAUGGUUUCAGUGACAUGUGGUUUUACUUGAGCAUUGGCUUGGGAUUUGCAGUAGGUAUUUUAGUUCCUUUUCUGAUUUUUUCUAUCAGAAAACCUUGGAGCCAUGCCUACUUCUUGCUUGUGGACAAAACUGUUGAUAGACUACUAUAUUUGGCCUGCAAAACUGCUACUCGUUUCAGGAAUCGUUGCAAUUUCCAAGCCUAA